AAUUUGUUGUCCAGUGUUAUUAACGAAUAAUCCUUAAAGUUUUUCGACAUUAAACUUAUUUGCCAUAGAUGUAACAUGAUGCCCUUAAUUACACCUCAACCAUCAACUUGUAAACAUGCUGGUGAAUCCUCACAUACGAAAAAAGAAAUAGGUCAUAAAGUCCUGUACUGAGAAAUAUACCGCUGCAUGGGAACAAGAACCUGAAUUUAAAGGUUGGCUGAGGAGUAGCAAGAAAGGGUCCAAUCAUGCAUUCUGCAAGGCAUGCAACAAAGAUUUUAUAUGUGGCAAAUCCGAAAUCCAGAAACAUUCUUCAGGAAAACAACACACAAAAAACGUUGACUGAUAUAGAAAAAAUAUCUUUAAAUAACAAAAUGAAAACUGCUGAAAUUCAAAUUGCUGCAUAUGCAGCUGAACAUAACAUUUCAUUUGAUACGUUAGACCAUUCAUCAGAAAUUAUUAAAAUAUCAUUUGACGAUUCAGAGAUUGCUAAAAAUUUCACAUGUUCUCGCACCAAAGCUACAGCUAUUGUCAAUAAUGUUUUAGGGCAAUACAGUUUUGACAAUUCUAUCAAUAUGUUACAAACAAUUAAAUUUUCAUUAAUUGCUGAUGAAUCUACCGAUAAAGGCGCAAUUAAAGAUUUAGUUUUAGUGGUCCGUAUUUUUUAUGAACAUAAAAUUACUGACUUGUUCUUUGAUCUAUUACCUGUAGCAGAUGCAACGGCAGAAGGACUUCACAACACUAUUGUAAAUUAUUUUUUAAAGUGCAAUAUUAAUUUUAAAGAAAAUCUAAUAGGUUUUGCAUCAGAUGGUGCAAGUGCUAUGAUGGGAAUUCAUAGUUCAUUAUCAACCAAACUAAAAGCCGAUAUUCCUAAUUUAUUCAUUAUGAAAUGUGUCUGUCAUUCAUUUAGUUUAUGUGUUAAUUAUGCUUGUGCUAAAUUAACAGAUGAUGUUGAACAAAUGGAUAGGGAUGUUCAUACGUAUCUACAAUACAGUUUUAAAUUUGCAGAAUUUCAAGAGUUUGUAGCAGUAAAACCUCAUAAAAUUAUACAACCCUCUCAAACAAGGUGUUGUAGAAAGAAUACUUGAGCAAUAUGAUGCCUUAAAAUUAUAUUUACAGAUCAGUGCUACAAUAAAAAUGGCAAUGAAGCACAAAAUAUCUUAAAUUUUCUUCAAAAUCCAUCUACCAUACUAUAGUUACAUUUCUUAAGCUUUGUGCUGCCGUUUUUUAUGGAUUUAAAUUUAGAAAUGCAAUCAGAAAAUGUUAAAAUUCACAUUUUAAAUAAACGAGUUGAACAUG
This is a messenger RNA of Acanthoscelides obtectus, 1296 nucleotides long. The record is from the annotation of a GenBank genome assembly. NCBI's taxonomy places the organism in Eukaryota, Metazoa, Arthropoda, Insecta, Coleoptera, Chrysomelidae.